Messenger RNA from Striga asiatica, 998 nucleotides. NCBI's taxonomy places the organism in Eukaryota, Viridiplantae, Streptophyta, Magnoliopsida, Lamiales, Orobanchaceae. The record is from the annotation of a GenBank genome assembly.
GGUUACUGUUUCUUCUUGCACCGUCGUCGCAAAUCUGUUCGAUCGUUGUCGUUCUCCCUACAUCCGGCGGCAACUGAGCCAACGGUAGCCGCUAGCCGCCGCUAUCUCACGAUUCCCUCAUCGUGCUUCUUCUACUGCCCCUGCUGAUACCGCCACUAUGGCUUCUUGUACGAUGCUGUUACAGAUCUGCAUGGCAACUCCAGUGAAACCUCCGAAUGGGAUCCGAUCCCAAAGAAAGCAUUACUACUCCAUGUGGACGUGGGGCCUAUGGGAUAGUGUGCUCGUCGGUCAACAGAGACCAGUGAGAAGCUUCUCAGUUAUCAGGCACCUUAGCACCAAGAAUGUUAUAGCUCUCAAAGAUGUAAUGCUACCUAAUCACAAGGGGAGUUUCAAGGAUGUGUACUUGGUUUACAAGCUUAUGGAUACCGACUUGCACCAGAUCAUUAAGUCGUCUCAGACACUCACGAAUGACCAUUUUGAGUAUUUCUUUUUCCAGGGUGAUCUUGUUUAUUUAUUUGUGAUGUGGGAUAAUUUGCUUUGCGAUGUGGAGCAAGGGUAUAAUGCCUCGGAGUGCCUUUUUGUGGAGCAAGGAUUUAACUGCUUGAUAAGUGGCCGUGAGGAUGAGGAUUAUCUGAAAUGGAGGUGGAAGCCCAAAAACUGUGAAAUCCCAAGAGUUACCGUGCGGCAUGUUCUGGAAGCAUUGCAGAAUAAGAGAGUUGUUUUUGUUGGCAACUCUACUCUAUGAGUCGGACUCAAUGAGAGUCUUUGAUAUGUCUGCUGGUCACGUUAAUGGUGAGACUUGUAAUGAUUCUGGGGUGGUUGAGGUUUCUCCCAUGUUUCUUAAGAAUUUUCAGGGGAGAUGGUUAAAAAUUAACAUUUGAUUCGUCUGGUUUAAUGUAAGAAAGAUUUUUUUUUUCUUAUUUUAGUUACUUUUCUGUUUAAUGUAUUUUUUGUUCCAUUAAAAGGUCUCUUCAAGCUCAUUUGAUUUGGGUUUGCUA